CUUACACGUAAGGAGAAGCUACAAACUACACAGAACACAGACUAAUCCCCAUACUUCACAUGGACUAAUCCCGCCACUGUCUUCACACAUCACCAAUCAACAACAACACCCGUGUAAUAAUAUUUUUUUUAUUAUUAUUCCUGCGUCGCUUUUUCUUCAAGGUUACUGCAUCUCUCUCUCUCUCUUAUUUCUUAUUAGUUAUUUCCCACACUCCCCAAGCACAAGCACCGUGCCCAUUCCUUCGCUCUUCCCCUCACAUCAACGCUUUCGUGCACUCAACAACUCUCUCAAACAUGGCGUCACCAACAGCGGUUUUCCAGACCCAAUCGCUCUAUAUAAAGCCCCGCCUCGCCCCACCGCCUCCCCAAUUCCGCUCCCUUUUCUUGGCGACGGGGCUGACGGCGGCGUUUCGAGGGCUUCGGGCGACGAUGCCGAGGAAGGCGGUUAUUGUGUCGGCGACGACGGCGGCGGAGAGGCCGAAGAGGAAGGGGGAGUCGAAGGGGUUCGUGGAGGAGAUGAGGUUCGUGGCCAUGAGGCUCCACACGAGGGACCAGGCGAAGGAGGGCGAGAAGGAGGUUAAGCAACCCGAAGAGAAAGCCGUUACGAAGUGGGACCCAACGGUUGAAGGUUACCUCAAGUUUCUUGUGGAUAGUAAGGUCGUUUAUGAUACGCUAGAGAACAUCGUUCUCGAGCCUCCUCAUCCUUCUUAUGCUGAAUUCAGAAAUACCGGAUUGGAAAGGUCUGCAAGUUUGGCACAAGAUUUGGAGUGGUUCAAGGAGCAAGGUCAUACCAUUCCUGAACCUUCUUCUCCUGGUCUUACCUAUGCGCAAUAUCUUAAGGAGCUAUCUGUGAAUGAUCCCCAGGCAUUCAUUUGCCACUUUUACAACAUCUACUUUGCUCAUACAGCUGGCGGUCGAAUGAUUGGGAAAAAGGUUGCUGAAAAGUUACUUAACAAUAAGGGGUUGGAGUUUUACAAGUGGGACGGUGACCUCCCCCAGUUGUUGCAGAAUGUGAGGGACAAGUUGAAUAAAGUUGCUGAAGAAUGGACUCGGGAAGAAAAGGACCAUUGUUUGGAAGAAACAGAAAAAUCAUUCAAGUUAUCUGGAGAGAUUCUUCGUCUGAUUCUAUCGUGAUAAUAGGUGGCCUGACCUGCUAUCUGUGUAAUUAUGGGUAUUAAAGUGCAUGGCGGAAGCCAAAAACAUUAUUAUGUGUAUUAUUUAAUUUCAACAAUAUAAAGGAAUAACAAAACUGAUGUUGCAUGGAAGCAGCGUAUUGUUGACUAAAUUGCUCUUCUCAAAUGGGGCUUAUAGUUAUUUGUUGCUGUGAAUAGAAUAUUUUAUGGGUGAUCCUGAGCCAAAAAGGGCUACUGUAAUAUUGAUAGAAAGUGAUCUUUAUUGAUACAAGUAAUGUUUAGACCAACUCCUUAAUUACUCGAGAAUAGAAAAAUGCAGAAAUUGAAAGAUA
Messenger RNA from Cajanus cajan (pigeon pea), 1464 nucleotides. The record is from RefSeq and is a predicted model, not a curated record. Lineage: Eukaryota; Viridiplantae; Streptophyta; Magnoliopsida; Fabales; Fabaceae.